Molecule: messenger RNA, 886 nt
Organism: Cladocopium goreaui
Lineage: Eukaryota; Dinophyceae; Suessiales; Symbiodiniaceae
Source: the annotation of a GenBank genome assembly
AUGGACAUUCGUUCUUUGAAUAAUAAUGCAGCGUGGAAUAUUUUCAGAUAUAUUGGCGACUACUUGCAUGACGCUGCAGUGGUUUUCCUGCUUUGUCACGCAUGCUGCAGACGCUCCGUGGCGGGACUGUCCCUUCGCACUCAAUGCAUCUAUCUGACCCUCUACGUCUCGCGUUACUUGGACCUCUUGGACCACCUGCAGAAUGCAUAUUUGGUGUUCCACAAGAUCUACUUUAUUAGCACUGCAUUGUUGGCUUUGCUUUGCUUCCGCUGUUGGCGCGACACCUAUCAGAAGGACGCCGACACCUGCCCCGCCCUGAGCUUUGCCUUGCUGGCGCUCUGCCUAGCUCCCUGGUCCGCGGCGGAAGACAAGACGAUGGAAAUCCUCUGGACCUGGUCGCAGAGCCUGGAAGGUUUCGCCAUGGUGCCGCAAUAUGUAUGCUCCUACCGGAAUGCGGUGUCAGGAGCGCCAGACCCGUGGGGAGUCUCACUUUGGGUUUGCCUCAUGGGCACCUAUCGUUUUUUCUACAUCCUGAACUGGCUCUUCAAAAAAAGUUUGAUGCAACACUACUGGGAUCCGCAUUCUUGGUUUGGCGGCUUCGUGAACUUGUGUUUUUUCACUGACUACGUCUUGUUCCUCCUCUUUGGCAUCUCCUGCCUCCGUCGCGCCACGCUGACAGUGGACGAUGGCCUGCAUGCAGUGGGCGAGGAUCUGCGGGAACGUUUCGGCGGCUGCUUGCUGUCACCAGGACAACGAUAUCUGGAGAUAGCGCCAACGCAGGCUAUGGAGAUGAACUCGGCCUACGCACCUCCUACAACCUUUGGGGCGGCCACUGAGUGAUGCUUCGAGUCUUCGAGUUUCACCGCUUGAAGCUGAGGGGGAAAAA